CUGGGCUCCCAGUUGUCAACUGUAGACCCCUGCAAGGAGAAUGUUCCAGAACAAAGCUGGGAUCCUUAUGGCCCUCACCCUGGCUUUCCUGCUCAACCUCCAAGGAGCUGAGGCCAUCACGGCGGAGCAUGUGUCAGUGUUUGUCAUAUUUGCGCAGACGCACGAACCAUCAGGGGAGUGUAUGGCUGAAUUCGAUGAGGAUGAAAUGUUCUACGUGGAUCUGGACAAGAAACAGGUGAUGUGGCACCUGCCGGAGUUUGGUCGCACCUUUUCCGCGGAGGCUCAGGGCGGCCUGGCCAAUAUUGCUACAGCCAAGUCAAACUUGAAUGCCUAUAUCCAGCGCUCCAACCACACCCAGGCCCCCAGCGAGCCCCCGGAGGUGAUCGUGUUUCCCAAGGAGCCAGUGGAGCUGGGCCAGCCCAACACACUCAUCUGCCACAUAGACAAGUUCUUCCCACCGGUGCUCAACGUCACGUGGCUGCGUAACGGGCAGCCGGUCACCGAGGGGGUCUCUGAGACCGUCUUCCUGGCCAGCACCGAAUUCAGAUUCCGCAAGUUCCACUACCUGACAUUCGUGCCCUCAGCCGAUGACGUCUACGACUGCAGGGUGGAGCACUGGGGCCUGGACGCGCCGCUCCUCACGCACUGGGAGGCCCAGGAGCCGAUCCAGAUGUCCGAGACAACAGAGACUGUGGUCUGUGCCCUGGGCCUGGUGGUGGGCCUGGCGGGCGUCGUGGUUGGCAUCGUCCUCAUCGUAAAGGCUCUGCGCUCCAGUCCUGAUCCCCGGGCCCGUGGGCCCCUGUGAGUUACUGUGGAGGCCAUUAGCAGAGAGCUGGAUCAGAAGAGGAGCAGCUGGGACUUGAACCGGGGUCCAUACAAGAUGCCAGCCCUGCAAGUGGAGCGCCAGCCCUGUUUUCGACUUUUUAAAAGAAGUCUCCCAAUACUGAGAUCUCAAAGACACUCUUACACCUUUCUAUAGUUUAAAAUUUCACAUUUAGUUCUUUAGUUCAUCUAGGAUAUACCUUUUUGUUUGAUGGAGAUCUGGCCUUGUUUUUCUCCAUCCACUUAGUGGACCAGGCACCCAACAACUUCUCCUCAGGAGCUGUAGUUUGUGGUUGAGUUUAUUAAACUGAGAGUUUGUGUAAUA
Molecule: messenger RNA, 1147 nt
Organism: Lepus europaeus (European hare)
Lineage: Eukaryota; Metazoa; Chordata; Mammalia; Lagomorpha; Leporidae
Product: RLA class II histocompatibility antigen, DP alpha-1 chain
Exons: 5
Coding region: 41-805 (254 amino acids)
Biological process (GO): positive regulation of T cell activation; immune response; antigen processing and presentation of exogenous peptide antigen via MHC class II
Cellular component (GO): MHC class II protein complex; membrane
Molecular function (GO): MHC class II protein complex binding
Source: RefSeq, a predicted model, not a curated record